GAUACCGCGAGACGGUGGCCAGUCUCGUGGAGGCGCGCGUCCCGUACCGAUCGCGCAACCCUCGAAUCCUCGUGGAAAUUAUUCCGAUCGAAAGGUGAUAUUUUUUGUAAACGGAACCAGUGCAAAUCGUCUCUCAUGUCGAGUUGGCUGUUUCCGGGUGCCGAGCACCGUUCACGAAGAAAUUGCAAACGUGACGAAACGUUCUGGGAGCGUGGUUCGGCCAGACGAAAGGAAACAGAUAGCGCGAUUCUGGGACGUCGAUUCCAAUGAGGAUUGUCGGAAGCAUCAGGGAAACGGCGAACAGAAGCAUUCUUGUCCUCGUUCCCGACGGCGAAUAUCUGAAAAUAAUUUUCUGCCAGUCCCCGGACAUAACGGCGGCGCGGUGAUAUCUCCCGUGAACCGACCAUUCCCAUCGCGCCGUUAACACAACCUUCCUUCGAAUUCCAUGCGCAACGAAUUCCCGCGGAAACCAAUCGUCUGAGCUUUAUUUUCUCGCAGAGAUGCUUGCACGCGAGGACGAUACCGAACAAUCUCUGAAAUCGCUCGUAAUUCGAGGAGGAACGCGAAUAUACGCGAGGAACGUCAAAGGAACUUUCGUUUCGAGCUGGUGAUCUUUUUGGGAACACGACACGCUCUCGAAUUCCCCAGGUGCUCUCUUUUCGAUCUAAAAGAAGAUCCGUCGAACCAGAAGAAUUCUUCGGACGAUGGAAGAUUCGAAAAAUUCAAACGAACCUCGCCAAGAUCUAUCGUGACAAGAACAGUCACUUCAGAAGAGAUUUCUUCUUCCUCGAUCACUCGGAAAACAGGGCGCCGACGAGAUUAUUAUUCUUAGCAAGAUAUACUCUGAAACUCUGCACGGAUAGAAUUAUACUGCGAAGGAAAUGAGUAUCAACGUACUAACGAAACAGGAAACGAGCCUGAAGAGUGUAAAAAGCUUGCCCGCUUGCAACAAAGCUUCCCACCUGAUCCAAUUUACUCGCGGAAUUCUAUACAACUUCGUGCUCGAGACAAAUGAAAAAAACCCCGCCGGAAUAAGCUAAACCUUCGCGUACAGUCGGGAUGCCUGUCGAUCGAGGCUGGGAAAGAAAGUCGAGCGUAGUUCGCUGAGAAUUCCGAGGAUUUCUUUAACAAUACCGGCUGAAAGUUUCUGGUGUAACUACCCGUGGAACUCAGAAUCGUAAAAACGGAGGAUACACCGGGAAGAUGCCAUUUUCAUUAAGGGAAAAUGCGAUAGGAAAGCUCUGGCAGAUUAGAGAAUUUUUAUGUGUGACAAAAAAAUGAAGUGUCUCCUUAGAAUUAAAAUUCAAAAUAAUUAUCCAUUGGAAUUAGAAACCGAUCCUGGAGAAGCUAAAUUGAUUAAUGAAUAGACACCUCAAAUGCUGGAAAUAAAUCAAAAUGGUAAAAUGGUAAUCCGUGGGAAGAAUUGAAAUUAUUGUAUCUGGUGUACUAAUGUUGAACAAAGAUUGGAUUCAAUUUUGGAAGGUGACCAAUGCAAACAAUACAGAUUGAUCCAGUGGGUCAACGCCUGAGUAGUCGAUCCAACGGAAGCCUGUUAGAGGCGUCCGUGCAUGAAACGGAAGUGGAAGUGAGCAUCACCGGUGACUCAGUCUUGUCAGUUAUCCGUGAACAGAAAUGCUGUGGCAGCAGGGAUCAUCAAUUUUAUUAUGUCUACACGUAACCGAUCAAAUGUUCUAGAGAACUCAUUAAACAAAAAUGAAAGACAUUUUCAAAUUACUAGUAUAAAAUUAUAUAAUACUCGCCAGUUUAGCACACGGUGAUGCGUGUUAAAUCCUAAGUGUUAGUGUGCAGGUGCGAAUCUCUGAAGUGUUUAAUUAAAUUAAAUUAAUUAAAUGAUUAUAUGUGUUCCAAAAGCAUUCCUAGUUAAAGAACUGCAAGAAAUGAACGAAAUAUUUAAAAAUUUCUCUAAGAAUCUAAAUGUCACGUCUAAGUGUUAAAUUAAAAUCGAGAAAGUCUAUUUGUUAAUGGUAAUAGUUUCUAAGGAAAGUAAUCGGUAAAAUGCAGGCCCUCGACGUUUUCGUUAAUUCUACGUCAGAUCCUUGGAAUAUCACCCUAUGGACGGACGAUUACGGUUAUUACAACAACACGACUGAUACGGAUUUACAACAGAGAAAUCAGUUUAUACUUCCAUGGUGGAGACAAAUGAUCUGGACGUUAUUGUUCGCCGGUAUGAUCAUCGUCGCUACCGGUGGCAAUCUGAUAGUGAUUUGGAUCGUGUUGGCUCACAAACGAAUGCGAACCGUAACCAAUUAUUUCUUGGUGAAUUUGAGCAUCGCUGACGCUAUGGUGUCUACGUUGAAUGUCACGUUCAAUUACAUCUACAUGCUGAAUAGCCACUGGCCCUUUGGCACCCUCUAUUGCAAGAUCUGCCAAUUCAUCGCGGUGCUCACUAUAUGUGCCAGCGUCUUCACCUUAAUGGCGAUUUCUAUCGACAGAUACAUGGCCAUCAUGAACCCUUUGAGGCCUCACAUGGGAAGAAGAGCUACGUUAUGCGUAGCAAUCGUCAUCUGGAUCGUAGGAGCCAUUCUAUCGUUACCAAUGUUGUUAUUUUACACAACGUACACGCAGAACUUCGCAAACGGUGAAGUACGAGUAAUCUGCUACGGUGAUUUUCCUAACAAGGACCAAGAUGGUCUCAGUUACGGCGAAUACCUGUAUAAUGUAAUUUUUACGGUACUGACAUACUUUCUGCCAAUUGGAUCGAUGACUUUUACCUACGCCAGAAUCGGAUUGGAAUUAUGGGGAUCCCAAAGCAUCGGUGAAAAUACAGCAGGACAAUUGGAGAGUAUACGAAGUAAACGAAGGGUUGUAAAAAUGAUGAUCGUGGUGGUGGUCAUAUUCGCGGUAUGCUGGUUACCAUUUCACGUGUAUUUCAUCAUAGUUUCAUAUUUUCCUGAGAUCACGAACAAACCAUACAUCCAAGAGGUUUUCUUAGGCAUCUACUGGCUCGCGAUGUCUAACAGCAUGUACAAUCCCAUAAUCUACUGCUGGAUGAAUUCCAGAUUUCGACGAGGAUUCGCUCGCUUUUUCUCCUGGUGUCCCGGGGUGAACGUGCCAGCAGAGCCCUCGUUAUCGCGAUCAGAAGCGCUAACAUCUCGCUACAGCUGCACCGGAAGCCCUCAAACGCACACCCGGAUAUCACGGAACGGCACGGCACGAAUACCUUUGUACCAGCAAUCAUCGAGGGGAGGGAACGAUCGAUUUCUGGCCCAUCAUCGUGGGAGAAAAUGGAAAACCUCGCAGACCAAGGGUCACGUGUCUUGACAAGAGGAGGAAAAUCCUGAACAACAACGAGUACAUACCUGGAUAUGAGUAAAAUAUCCUAUGCAGCGGACCUCUUCAAGAUUCAUCCUCGAUGCAACUGAAAUAAAGGAUCGAGGAGAAUGGAAUAUGGUGAUCGAAACGAAAGCUCAAAUAUCGUUGACUCAGUUCGUCGAUUAGAUAUUAAAAAUCAAAGUAUCUAUCUUGGUGUAAAUUACCAUUGAAUCGAGCUUUGAAACGACACAAUGACGACAGGUAAUCGCUUUCAAGUAUUUUCAUAUCCACCAAUUAAUUGUAUAUCUAUUUCUUCUGUUUGAUAUGAAAAAUUAGAUUAUCUGUUGCUAUUCGUCGUUCGAUCUAUGUAUAAACACAAUAACGGACCAAUGAUCUAGCUAUCUGCUAUUAAUGAAACAUUUCGUUUGAUGCUGAACAAGAAACGAGCAAUUGCGUAACAUUUGUAACGACAGUGUGCAAUAUGUUAAUCGAACGCGUGCUACUUGUUUGUAAAUGGUAAAAUGCUUAAUUGAUUAAACUUAGUGUUCCUACUGUGUAUCGUUAAUCGUGAUCAACCUUGUACUGAUUUUCACCGGACAACAAAAAAUAUUUCCUAUUUCAGAAGAUACUUCCUUGGAUAAACUCAAUACUUUUCAAUAAUAAUUCAUUUGAAUCGGUAUCGCGUUAGAAAAGAUAAACGAAAAAUAAAUAAAAAUACAAAUAUACUAUUCCUUUCUACAAUCACAAAAAAUAAACAUCUUUGUUAUAAAAACGCACAAAUCUACCUAUUAGUAAAUAGAUGCUUAAUAAUAUAUGUUGAACUUACUAAUUUUUUGUAAUUAAGCAUCACAGGAACGAAUCAAUCAAUUAGUACAAAAUAUUAUUUUGCAGAAAUAAAUGGAACGUGUAGUGUCUGUAAUAUUACAGACUAAAAAUUCUUUCAUUCGUCAAAUUCUUUAGAAGUAUGUCAUAAUAAUACCUGUUCUAUUUUCUUCUCAUUAAAAGAAAUAAAAGCAAACCAAAAUUCCUCCCCCGACUCAUAUUUCCUUCAAAAAGCUGAAGAAAAUUAAUUAGGAAAAAACUUUCAACUUUUGGUUUAGCUUUUCAGCUGUAUUAUAACGCGGAGCAAAAAUACUCUGGGAAAAACAAACGCUUUUUAAUAUACUAGUUGAAUAUACAUGUAUACGUGAUUAUACUGAAUGUAAUGAACAAAAAAAAAGGAAUAUUCAUACGAUAAGAGAUGAGUACAUUAUUCGAUAUGUACAAAACUAUGUGAAUAUCGAUGUAAGAGGCUUUUGUUUGUAGAAAAAUGCUUCCUCAAUUUAAUUGUACUUCCAAUUAAAGGAAACACAAUAAAAAUGAAGAGAGAAAAAUAUAUGAAUAUGAAAAUAAA
Osmia lignaria (orchard mason bee) is the source of this 4666-nucleotide messenger RNA. RefSeq names its product tachykinin-like peptides receptor 99D. Gene Ontology annotation, cellular component: plasma membrane. Gene Ontology annotation, biological process: G protein-coupled receptor signaling pathway. The record is from RefSeq and is a predicted model, not a curated record. Gene Ontology annotation, molecular function: tachykinin receptor activity. NCBI's taxonomy places the organism in Eukaryota, Metazoa, Arthropoda, Insecta, Hymenoptera, Megachilidae.